Messenger RNA from Rotaria sp. Silwood2, 1542 nucleotides. The record is from the annotation of a GenBank genome assembly. NCBI's taxonomy places the organism in Eukaryota, Metazoa, Rotifera, Eurotatoria, Philodinida, Philodinidae.
AUGAACGAUUUGAGUCUAUUGAAACCAUUCAAAUUGUCGUACAAAAAUCAAAUUAUAUUUUUGAAAGAAAGAGAAAAGUUAUUUUCGUCGAAAACAAACGAAAAACCAACAUCAUCAUCAACACCAAAUGAUACAGCAUUAUUAAUUAUAGAUGAAAAUCAACAAGAUGAUGAACAUAAAAAUCAAUCAGCAGAAACAUCAAUAAAUGUAUCAUCUAUCGAAACUAUUAUUACAACUGAAAAUUUAACAGAAAAAUCUCUUCCAGAUCCUUAUUUAUUACCAGUGUUACCGAGUCAAGUCAACGAUGCAAUUAAUCUUAAACAAAUGGAAAAAUUUGAAAAACUUUGCAACUUUCGUUCAAUUAUUAUAGAUGCUGUUUUUCAUGAUUUGAAAACAAAUUAUGGUUUGAUAUAUCCGACACGAGAACAAUAUACAACAAUUGUUAAUGGAAUACUUAAUCAUUUGAAGAUUGAACGUGAUCCAAAAACAUGUAUGUUAAUCAUUCAAGGUACACCUAAUGAAAUUCAACAAAUAGAAGAAAAAGUUGAAACAAUUAAAACAGAUUUACAAAAUAAAUCAAUUGAUGAUCCACAUAUUCAACGGUUGUGGAUUGAAACCUUUGAUUAUCGACAAAAUUUUAUCAAGCAAAACACAACUGUAAAUAUUAUGGGACAAUUUCCUGUUUAUUCAAACCCUUCUAUGAUAUUGGCAGAUAUUGAACUAUUAUCAGGUGUCAAUUUGGAAAAUUCCGUCAAAGAAAAAAUCCAAUUACUUUCAAAUAAAAUUUGUUCCGGUAACAAAUUUCUAUCAGAUGAUCCGGUUGUUCGUUGUUUUAAAAUAUUAUGCAGUAUUCUAAAUGACUCAUGGAAACAUUAUAUUUGUUUUUAUCCUGAAAAACCAGCUACUCCUCAACCAACAAUGGUAAUUGAGGAAAAUGAUAUUAAAAUCUAUGUGGAUUGGACCUUCAUUUGCUCAUCGAAUUCUAUGGAACAAUCAUUGGCUUUAGUUGUUGGUUUAUAUUGUUUGAUGAAUCUUACGUUUCCAACAUAUCGUAGUGCUGUUAGAUUUUUAUAUGUUUAUUUCAUGAAUGACAAGCAACAACAAUCAAAUGUCAUUCGAAAAUUUUGUAAAGUAUACAACAUUCAACUUCAAGAUAAUCCUUCAUCAUCAAAUGCUGCAUUACUGGAAGAAACAAAAAUUAAUGAUAUGUAUUUAAAUGACAGACGUGAAAAUAAUGAAGAACAAAAUAUAUCUUUUGAACUUCAAACGACAACAUCAACUCAACCAACAUCGAUGGAAUCAACAUCACAUGAAUCAACAUCAAUUGAUUCAAUAUCAACAGAAUCAAUAUCAAUGGAACCAAUAUCAAUAGAAUCAACACCAAUGGAACCAAUACCAACUGAACCAACAACAUUUCAACAACGAUCAAAUAGUAAACGCAAAGCAGAAGAAAAACAUGAUCAUGAGCUACUGUCUCUGGAGACAGAUUCAUCGAAACAAAAAAUUACGAGAAAUCUCCGAUCAAAACGACACAAACAAUAA